GUGUGCGCAUGCGUAAACGUAGCACAUACAGACCAGGCUGAAACAGACUAACGGCUGCAGAAGGAUAUUGCUAGGCUAGCUCGAGUCUCUGGCACUGUAGCUGUAGCUACAUCAUGGUAGAGGGCUAAAGCUAGUCUGUGUGAGACUAUAUACAGUCUAUGGUGUGAGACAGGAAGGCAGACAGACAGACAGGGGUUGUGGGUUUUCGGUAGGCGGUGGCAGAAGCUUUGCGGAAGUGUGUGUGAAUCCGGAGUCAUAUGACCAGGCAGGCAGCCGGAGGAGAAAUGUUACCAAGAUAUGGAUAAAAUUCCUCGGACACGGUGACUUUAACAUCCACGGCGAACACGAUGGAGGAGAUUAAAGUGUCUCCUGACUAUAACUGGUUCAGAAGCACAGUGCCCCUGAAGAGAAUUAUCGUUGAUGACGAUGACAGUAAAGUGUGGUCCCUGUAUGAUGCCGGCCCAAAGAGUAUCAGGUGUCCCAUCAUCCUCCUCCCUCCAGUCAGUGGGACAGCUGAGGUGUUCUUCCAGCAGGUGCUGGCUCUGACAGGCUGGGGCUACAGAGUCAUCUCGCUGCAAUAUCCGGUGUACUGGGAUCUCAUGGAGUUCUGUGACGGCUUCAGGAAGCUUCUCGAUCACCUGCAGUUGGAUAAAGUCCAUCUGUUCGGGGCAUCCCUAGGUGGAUUCUUGGCUCAGAAGUUUGCAGAGUGCACACACAAGUCUCCCAGAGUGCACUCACUGAUACUGUGUAAUUCAUUCAGUGAUACCUCCAUCUUUAAUCAGACGUGGACAGCGAACAGUUUCUGGUUGAUGCCAGCUUUCAUGUUGAAGAAGAUUGUUCUAGGGAACUUCGCUAAAGGACCCGUGGACUCUAAAAUGGCAGAUGCGAUCGACUUCAUGGUCGAUAGGUUGGAGACUCUUAACCAAAGUGAGUUAGCAUCGCGGCUAACACUCAACUGUCAGAACUCCUACGUGGAGCCACACAAAAUAAAAGAUGUUGCUGUGACCAUUAUAGAUGUGUUUGAUCAGAGCGCUCUGUCACUGGAGGCGAAGGAGGAGAUGUACAAGCUGUAUCCUAACGCGAGACGAGCUCAUCUGAAAACAGGAGGAAACUUCCCGUACCUGUGCAGGAGUGCCGAAGUCAACCUCUACAUACAGAUUCACCUGCGUCAGUUCCACGGGACGAGAUACGCUGCCAUCAGUCCGGCCAUGGUGAGCGCUGAGGAGCUGGAGGUGCAGGAGAGUCACCCGAACCAAGACUCUGAUGACGACCAAUGAGACGACCUGUUUACCUGCAGGAUGUUUCAGUUUCUCUCACUCUUCUCCUGAACGCUUUCAUUUCAUGGGACAAUUUUCUAUGGAGCUCAACAGCCAGCCCAUCAGCAUGUCAGCGAAGGAUAUUUUUAUUCGACAGAUGAAGCAAUAUUUUGAUAAUGAGCCGCACAUAAAUGCUACUCGCCUGCUUCACUUCAAAACUUGCCUUAUGUAAAAUAAAUUUGACAGUAGUUGCACUCAUAAACUUCCUGAACUGUUUGGCCUCAUGUGUUAAUGUGUAUAAUAUUUUGUGGUUAACACAGCCUGCAGUUAACAGGUUUACUGUUAACACACUGGUUAUGGACAGACGUAUAUCUGAAAGUGUGUGUAAUCCAAUGAAUUUCCAUUUUGUUCCAUUUGCUUUGGAAUACACUUAAUUAUAUAGAA
Molecule: messenger RNA, 1700 nt
Organism: Micropterus dolomieu (smallmouth bass)
Lineage: Eukaryota; Metazoa; Chordata; Actinopteri; Centrarchiformes; Centrarchidae
Gene: spg21
Product: SPG21 abhydrolase domain containing, maspardin
Exons: 9
Coding region: 348-1277 (309 amino acids)
Cellular component (GO): trans-Golgi network transport vesicle; cytosol
Molecular function (GO): CD4 receptor binding
Source: RefSeq, a predicted model, not a curated record